CACUAGGUUUGAGGUUAGGUAAUACAACCUCACAAAAUUCGGAGUAGUGGUAAUUAAGCAAUUGGAGGCUAUUUCAAAGACACGAGUCAACCACCAAAAACGUAUUUUUAGUCCCCAGUCACGACUUUUUAAUUAAAUUUUUAUUUGUAUUACAAAAAGUGAGGUUAUGUCACCGUCACAUGUCAAUGUUUUUGGCUAAAUUCUUGCCCGUGUAUCGGUUAUAUCAUUACGUAAGACCCGUAGUGUCCCCCCCAAACGACCAUACUAACCAUCCUGAGUGGUUAGAUCGUUGUGUUAGCGAUAUUAAGGUUUAAAUUUUGAGGUUAAAGUACAUAACCUCAAAAUCAUGGCGUUGUUACGCAAAAAUUUCAGCGAUAUCCCCCCCGACGCUGUUAUUUUAUCAGAAGAGGAGGCUCUCAAGUACCAAAGCAAGCUCCUCAACACGUGGAAAAACACCAGCGACAUUUUUGGGUACAAAUUCGGGCCGUAUAUCCUAAGUGCAGCUGGUUUUUUUAGUGGCUUCUUCCUGAACUCCUACUACCGGCAAAAAUUCAAGCUUUUGGGGCACGGCCGCGCCUCCACCUACCUCCCAGUAUGCAUUCUCCCGGCGACUUUCUCCCUCCUCACCCACGUGGAGUUCGUGCAAAAAGAUGUCGUUUUGCAGAAACGCGGCACGUGCCCUACAUGUCUCGAGAUGCGGGGGGCCGCGAUCCAGGCCCUCAUCGGAUGUGUUUUCCCCACGGUGCUAGCCCCCAUGGCCAACCUAUCCUUGGCACACCGAUAUGUCACAUUCAAUGUCCCUGACUUGGCCCGGGAGCCGGGCAAAGUCUUCAACUUGAUUCGGGCCAAGUCCCAGCCCAUUUCCACAGUCCUCUUGGCGAUUUUCCUGGGGCAGGCCUUUUUUGGGGCCCUUGUCACUUACCUCGAAGCCAAAUCUGUGAUAAACGUCAACACGAAACUGGCCGAAUUGGAGAGACAACUCGAAAAUUCCUAAAUAAAAAAUUUCA
Molecule: messenger RNA, 1007 nt
Organism: Tribolium madens (black flour beetle)
Lineage: Eukaryota; Metazoa; Arthropoda; Insecta; Coleoptera; Tenebrionidae
Exons: 3
Coding region: 347-994 (215 amino acids)
Biological process (GO): mitochondrial respiratory chain complex I assembly
Cellular component (GO): mitochondrion
Source: RefSeq, a predicted model, not a curated record